AUGCUAAUGUGUUUGUGUUUCUCUGCUUGUGGGUUCGCCUUGCGCGGCCCAUUCCCUGCUGGUAAAUGUUUCGUUCAUUAUUUCUCACCGUGUUGUUAUGUCUGCUUGGGGUUCCCGUCCCCCGCCCGGUCCAUUGCCUUGAACCAUUUCUUUUGUGGUCGCAGUUUCGGUUGUGCAUCUAAAAUCACUAAUUUCCUCUUCCAUGUCGGCAGACACAACCUGUUUUGCGCCCGACUCCUAAGCGGCAUCGUAUGGCACAUGCCGCCAAACACAUGCACGCGCAUGCAUUUUCAUGCGGGUUAUGCCUUUGUGAGUGAAUGUGCUGGGGUAAAUUUAUGGGAGGUGUGUGUGUUUGUGUGCGGUUUCUUUGUCAGUGUUAUUUUGUCGAGGAAAUGGUAUACCGCGCUUGUUUGGGGAAAGGCUUCGGACCCCCCCCCCAUUUGA
This is a messenger RNA of Trypanosoma brucei brucei TREU927, 444 nucleotides long. RefSeq lists its product as hypothetical. The transcript has a single exon. The record is from RefSeq and is a predicted model, not a curated record. Lineage: Eukaryota; Euglenozoa; Kinetoplastea; Trypanosomatida; Trypanosomatidae. Bases 1 to 444 code for a protein of 147 amino acids.